AACGUACGGCCCCUGAGAUGCUAGGCUAAGCUAGGCAAGGCUCCCUACGUACCCACGGCCCAGCAGAUAACGCUAGUUUGUGUAACGUUAGCUGACCUACUUCAUAACAGCUCGUUAUAUCACCUCUGUAACUGUCGUCCGGAGGGGGGCAGCGUGUGUUGGUCCACUCGAGAGGCUCGAAGUACCCCCAUUUCGUGUGAUAUGUCGAUCUUUUAAUGCGUCGGGCACAAGUUGAAUAACAGAUAAAAGUGACUUUGCGGAAUCGGGCGAACGGUGUCAAGGUGUGCGGAUUCGUCGUCCCUGUACAAAGUCUCCAGCGGCGUGAUGUCCUGCCCGUGUGCUUCGGCGGCGAGGCUGUUCCUGAAUUCUGCGCAUCGGGGUUUGUCAUGUUCCCGCAUUCAGCUGUUCUCUCUGAGUAAACACAGCCCCCGUGAAACUCACCUGGCCCCUAACGUCCUGGUGAGGUCAUUCUCCGAGGCCGCCGUCUGCUAUGCUGCUAAAGACGGUACCAGCAAGGAUGGAGCCGGUGACGGGGGAAAGAAAAGUGUCGGUGAGGGGAAACGCCUGUCCGGGUCUGGAGGCUCCGGUAAAGGAGGUAGCCAACUGCGUUGCCCCAAGUGUGGAGACCCCUGCACUCAUGUAGAGACCUUUGUUUCAUCAACACGGUUCGUCAAGUGUGAGAAAUGCCACCACUUCUUCGUGGUUCUCUCUGAGACGGACUCCAAGAAGGGUCUGAACAAGGAGCCCGAGUCUGCUGCUGAAGCCGUCAAACUGGCCUUCUCCCAGAAACCACCCCCUCCCCCUAAGAAGAUUUAUGCCUACCUGGACAAAUACGUGGUGGGCCAGUCCUACGCUAAGAAGGUGCUGGCGGUGGCUGUGUACAACCACUACAAACGCAUCUACAACAACAUCCCAGCCGGGAGCCGCCAGCCGGCCGAGGUCGAGAAGCAGGCCUCCCUGACGCCCAGGGAGCUAGAGAUGAGAAGACGAGAGGAUGAGUACAGAUUCACAAAACUGCUGCAGAUCGCCGGGAUCAGUCCCCAUGGCAACGCCCUGGGAGCGUCCAUGCAGCAGCCGGGGAGCCAGCAGACCCAGCAGGAGAGGAGGGGCGGAGACGUGCUGGACUCCACCAACGCCGAGAUCAGACUGGAGAAGAGCAACAUCGUGCUGCUGGGCCCAACUGGGUCAGGGAAAACAUUGCUGGCCCAGACCCUGGCGAAGUGCCUGGACGUCCCCUUUGCAAUCUGUGACUGCACCACCCUGACCCAGGCCGGCUAUGUGGGGGAAGACAUCGAGUCCGUCAUCGCUAAGCUGCUCCAAGACGCCAACUAUUCUGUGGAGAAGGCUCAGCAAGGUAUCGUGUUCCUGGACGAGGUGGAUAAGAUCGGCAGUGUUCCCGGGAUCCAUCAGCUCCGAGACGUGGGCGGAGAGGGGGUCCAGCAGGGCCUGCUGAAACUGCUGGAAGGGACCAUCGUCAACGUGCCGGAGAAGAACUCCAGGAAGCUGAGGGGCGAGACGGUGCAGGUGGACACCACCAACAUCCUCUUUGUUGCCUCAGGAGCCUUCAACGGUCUGGACCGGAUCAUCAGCAGGAGGAAGAACGAGAAGUACCUUGGCUUCGGCACGCCCUCCAACAUGGCCCAGGGGCGGCGGGCAGCGGCGGCGGCCGACCUGGCCAACACCAGCGGGGACACGGACGCCGUGGCGGAGAUCGAGGAGAAGGACCGCCUGCUGAAGAUCGUGGAGGCCCGCGACCUCAUCGAGUUCGGGAUGAUCCCCGAGUUCGUGGGCCGGCUGCCCGUGGUGGUGCCGCUGCACAGCCUGGACGAGGAGACGCUGGUCCGCAUCCUGACGGAGCCGCGCAACGCCGUGGUGCCGCAGUACCAGGCGCUGUUCAGCAUGGACAAGUGUGAACUCAACGUGACCACAGGCGCUCUGCAGGCCAUCGCGCGGCUGGCCCUGGAGAGGAAAACGGGCGCCCGCGGCCUGAGGUCCAUCAUGGAGAAGCUGCUGCUAGAGCCCAUGUUCGAGGUACCCUGCUCAGACAUCAUGGCUGUGGAACUGAGCAGAGACGUGGUCCAAGGCAAGACAGAGCCCAGAUACACCAGAGCGCCGGUGAAGGAGUCCACAGAGGAGGAGUACGACUCGGGCAUUGAGGAGGAGAACUGGCCCCGGCAGGCCGACGCGGCUAACAACUGAGCCCCUCCCCCCUGACCUGAUCGCCCUCCAGCCCCCGCCCCCCCCCCUCCACCCCCCAUGGAAGGAAACCAUCUCCGGCCGGCCCCCAUGUUUCAAUGGCUGGGCUGCGUGUGCGUUUGUGUGUGUGUGUGUGUGGGUGUGUGUGGGGAGAAACUGAAUUGAAAAGGAAAGCUGCUGACUCAUGGAAGAGGAGCCGAGUGUCACAUUGAACAUGGUCUUGAGAACGUAACAACCCUUUCAGGUCCUGUGCGUUUAAACGUUAAUUAUAUUUUUCUUUUGGUAAAGAGGUUUGACUGCUGAGGUGGCCCUCGUAGUACACUUUCAAUCUUUGCCAGGUUGUUUAACAUUUUUAUCUUUCCAGGGGAUAACAACAUUUUAUUAUUAUUGAGACGGAUUUAGUAGCUAGAGGACUAUCCUGGUGUUAUGGCAAGGGGAUCAAACACACAGACAUCACUGGGUCAUACUGUGCUCUUCAGAACAGGGCCUUUGUGAGCGCUCAUGUUGUCGUCAUGUUACAGAAUACAGGUGAUGCUCGCAUCAUUCAUAAGCGCGUCAUCAUAUUCCACAAGCACAAUGAUACUGUAGAUGAUUCUUCACGUCCGCCGUUUCAAAGGUGUCUCAUAAUAACAUAAUUUAUAAGAAUGUUUGGCUGAAAGUGUUGACGCAGCACACACUUUAGAUUAGCAGCUGUGGAACAUAAGGACUCAGUCACUCCCAGGUCCUCACGGGCACACAGCAGCAGUCCAGGUGGAUUUCGAGGUGCCCUUUUUAAACGACCACCUGUGAUAUUUUUAGUUGGUAGAAUACCCCUCCAGUCUCUCUGGGCUGUGUGAGGAGCGGACCGUCGCGGAAUCGGAGCAGUUAUAUUUUUGUCCCUCCAGUAAUUUCAGCUAAUCUUAACGAUGUAAUGCCAUGCUAUAAAUUGUGCUUCUACCUGUCCUGUGAUAAAGCCUUUAAUCAAAAGUACCCCUCCACCACCACUCUACCGGGAUGCCCUCGAAGCGCACCGCGAUCAUACUAUACAGUAAGAUGAAUUAGGUUUGCCUGUUUGAUUUAGCGAUGUUACUUUCACUCAUUUCAUUUAAAGAGUCGUCAACGGAAGCUGUACGACACAAGGUUGUGACUCCUAAAUUGAUGUGAUUGUUUAAAUAUAUAAAUAAAAUGUAUAUCUAUGUA
Molecule: messenger RNA, 3375 nt
Organism: Gadus morhua (Atlantic cod)
Lineage: Eukaryota; Metazoa; Chordata; Actinopteri; Gadiformes; Gadidae
Product: caseinolytic mitochondrial matrix peptidase chaperone subunit X
Exons: 15
Coding region: 325-2199 (624 amino acids)
Biological process (GO): protein folding
Cellular component (GO): mitochondrial matrix
Molecular function (GO): zinc ion binding; ATP binding; ATP hydrolysis activity
Source: RefSeq, a predicted model, not a curated record